This is a messenger RNA of Xenopus tropicalis (tropical clawed frog), 3178 nucleotides long. It is a transcript of the gene pik3ap1, whose product is annotated as phosphoinositide-3-kinase adaptor protein 1. The transcript has 18 exons. NCBI's taxonomy places the organism in Eukaryota, Metazoa, Chordata, Amphibia, Anura, Pipidae. Bases 300 to 2744 code for a protein of 814 amino acids. Gene Ontology annotation, biological process: signal transduction. Gene Ontology annotation, cellular component: cytoplasm; plasma membrane. The record is from RefSeq and is a predicted model, not a curated record.
GUAGUGUAUAUGUAGGCUUGCUAUCACUAUCUGCUCUUGCGUUGGAACACAGGCAGGUGUCUCUGCAGCUGGUAUUUUACUUCUUGGACUUUCCUCUUGUGGCAUUCAGACACGAGAGCUUGGAAACUGCUCCAGUUUGGCACAGCUGAGAGGGACAGCUCGUAAAAACAAAACAUUAUUUUGGGAUUAAAUAUUUGCCUGAAAAUGGGAAAAUCUACCAGAAGGGAGAGAGAAAUAAAAAGACUCCUGUAGAAAUCAUCUGGGGGAAAGCAUACCUGCUUGUAGUGUAAGCAGAAAGAAUGGCAAGGCGAGGUCAUUGUGAUGUGUUUAUAGUCCAUGGAUGUGAUGCAAUACAGUGGUGCCAAUAUCUUAAGGAUCUCUUUAAAACAAGUGAUGAGCUCCAUAAUCUACAGACUGAAAGCUAUGAAAUAAAUGAGGAUCCACUAGAACAAGAAGAUUUUUUAAAAUUCCAAAACAGCAAAUGUAUAGUGAUUCUCUUAUCCGGAGACCUGGCAGAAAGUUUUAACAACCAACUUGUCCUGACUGACUUGCAAAGAGUUCUGAGCCCCACAAAAAAAAUAGUUGUUCUGUUUUGUGGAGUAACUGAUGAUGAGGAUUUGUCUUGGUCUUUUAAAGACUGGUCACAAUGGACGAAGCUUUCCUGCGAUGAUGACUCUGAACUGUAUAUAAAAGCAGUAACAGAGAAAAUUUAUCUUGAUCAUGAACAACGUGAAAACAUUUCUCUCACUUCUUCCUGGAACGCUGGCAGAAAGGACAUAAGACAAAAACAUAAAGAUUCUGGGUUUGAUUCCGUCACAGAUUCAGAAGAUGAUAAGGCUAAAAGAAGCCAUGCACUUCAAGCUGAAAAGCUCCAACCAACUUCAUUCCAGGAAAGCCACAGAAAUCUGGUAUCUGUACAACCAGAGAGGAUCCGCUGUGGGAUGAAAACGCAAAUUUAUUUAAUUUUUAAAUGUAAACUUGAUUGCUGUGUUAAAAAUGAAGUUUAUUUUAAUCCUCAAAAUGGACAAUCCAUUCGACUACAUGCAACUUUACAAAAUGAAUAUAUUCUAACUGUGGAAGCCCCUGAUUUACCGGCUGGACUAGUAUUUCUAAAUGUUUUCUCUGGAGAUUUACAAAUAUGUGAGGCGAAAAUAAGUUAUUACACUGACAUGGAGGAGUUAAGUUACUUGCUAGGAAAUGCCACAAGUCCAGUUGAAUUCAUGUGUCAGGCAUUUAAAAUCGUGCCCUAUAACAUAGACGUAUUGGACAAGCUUCUGACAGAAUCAUUAAAGAACAACAUUCCAGCAAGCGGGCUACAUUUGUUCGGCAUUAAUCAAAUUGAAGAGGAAAAUGUAAGCGCAAUUCAAAGAGAUGAAGAAUUACCAACUCUUCUUCAUUUUUCUGCAAAAUACGGGCUAAAAAAUUUGACUGCUCUUCUUCUUACCUGUCCCGGAGCCCUGCAGGCAUAUAGUGUGUCAAAUAAAAAUGGAGAUUUUCCAAAUAAUAUGGCAGAGAAAUAUGGCUUUAAAGAUCUGCGGCAGUUUAUCGACGAAUACGUUGAAACUGCUGAUAUGUUGAGGACACAUAUCAAAGAGGAAUUGGGAGAAGAUGACGAUGACUCUACAUAUUUGUCCAUGGCCAACAUCAACACUGAUCUGUUAAUGAAGUGCUCUCUGAAUCCAGGCUGUGAUGAUGAUCUGUAUGAAUCAAUGGCUGGCAUGGGGCUUGAAGAAGAGAUCUAUGUCGAUAUGCAAACUAAAUCGGCUCAUGAAUGUCCAGAACACGUUUUAACCGCUAAAGAUUCAGUAAUACGUAAAAUUUUGGAAGGAGGCAACUUGGAUUUAACAAAUGAAGAUGAAGACCAUUACUAUCGGUGCAGGCCAGAUGAUGUAUAUGAUACAGUGGAGGACACCACUUCUUGCAAUGAUCCUGUAUGCAGGCCUCCACUUCCCAUUCCAAGACCUAACCAACCUGCAGAAACAAAACCGUACAUUUCUCAGGUAUUCGGAGAAAAAGAACAAGAAAGAAGUGAAAAUAUUUAUGUAACUGAAUAUCGCAUGGCUAGAGGUGCAAGUGUGAAGCUUGGAAGAGACCGGCCACAAUCGAGUGUGUAUGAUCCAUUUGGUGGCAUGAAAACCCCCGGUCAGCGAGAGUUAAUAACACUGCAGGAGCGAGUAAAAUGUGGGAUGAUCUCUGUGGAGGAAGCUGUUCAACAGUUCAAAGAAUGGCAAUUACAUCAGAAGAAAAGGUCUGACUCGUUUAGAUUUCAGCAGGAAAAUCUGAAAAAGUUACGGGACAGUAUAAACCGCAGAAGAAAUGAAAAUAAAAAAAAGAAGUCCCCAGGGUUGAACAUCACUGAGCCCAUUCGACGUGGCAAGAACACUGAAAAAAGCAUACAAUAUGGUAUUUAUAAUCCAGGUGCUAUGAUGUAUGCUCCACCAAAAAGAGAUAUCUCUCGAGGGAACUGGAAGAGGGACAGCAGCUCCAGUACUGCAAGCAGUGGAAGCAACCGAUCUAGCACCAGAAGCACAAUGAGCACAAGCAGUGGCAUGGAAGGUGAUAGUGAGGAUAAUGAAUAUGGGGACACUCUCUUACAGCAUAGCCCUAUGCAGUCUGUACAAGAAGAAACGCCACCACCCAGGCCACCACCCAGACCACCCAGAAUUCCAAACAGAAGGCCAAUUCCUGCUCCUCCAGGCACAAACACUUACUAUCCACCUCCUGUGCCACCUAGAGGUCGAUGAUAUGUUCUGCUCCACAAGUGACAUCAAUACUUGACAUUAUUUAAAAUCCUUUGACAAUGACUUGCUCUCACUUUCGGUGAAGACUGUACUCUCUACACUCACGUAAAAUAGGAGAGGUAAAUCAGCCUGGAAGUGCAGAAUUAAUAAACAAAUGGAGCAGUUUCCAGAAUGAAGACUACCAAUCAUCAAAUGAAAUCUGGAGCAAGACUGACUACAAGAUGCCAAUAAGAAGGGACUUACAUGGGUCUUGGGCUCUUAAGAGUAACAAUAAUUGCUCUAUAUGAGGAAUAUUAUGUCCAAAGUAAUAUGAUUUUUUACACUAUUUCUUGCUUUACUUACCCUUGUGUGAUACUAAAGCAUAUAUAGAACAUAUAUAGAACAGCAUAAACAUUCAUUCUCUGUAAGGUGAACAAGGAAGGAAUGUUCUAAAGUGA